This is a messenger RNA of Thlaspi arvense, 2251 nucleotides long. NCBI's taxonomy places the organism in Eukaryota, Viridiplantae, Streptophyta, Magnoliopsida, Brassicales, Brassicaceae. The record is from the annotation of a GenBank genome assembly.
UGGAAAAAUUGGAUUUUUGGGAAGCUAGCUCUCGAUUUCAUUUCUUCCGAACCCUAGCUCUAAUUAUCUCGUUCAGCGUCUUCUUCUCGUUUUCGAGAUAUUCGGUCGCCAUUGAUUCGCAUUUGGCAAGAUGGAAAGCACUAGAUCAGACCCAGAGCUUGAUGACGACUUCAGUGAAAUCUACAAGGAGUACACAGGUCCUCCAGGCACUGUGACCAACAACAUCCAAGAAAAGGAAAAACCUAUCAAACGGCCUGAAGAUGGGUGUGAUGAAGAAGAGCAACUCCCUGACCCCAAUUCUGUACCAACCGAUUUCACUAGCCGAGAGGCUAAGGUUUGGGAGGCUAAAUCCAAAGCUACUGAGAGGAACUGGAAGAAGAGGAAAGAAGAAGAAAUGAUCUGUAAAAUAUGUGGCGAGUCUGGUCAUUUUACUCAGGGAUGUCCAUCGACACUUGGUGCUUCUCAAGAAUUCCUUGAAAGGGUUCCGGCUAGGGACAAGAAUGUAAGAGUUUUGUUUACUGAGAAAGUUAUCGAGAGGAUUGAAAGGGAGACCGGCUGCAAGAUCAAAAUGGAUGAGAAGUUCAUAAUUGUUAGUGGCAAGGACAGGUUGAUCUUGAGGAAAGGUGUUGAUGCUGUUCACAAGGUUAAGGAGGAUGGCGAUGUUAAAACUUCUUCUGCCUCAGCCUCUCACAGGAGCAGAUCCAGGUCACCUAGACGAACUUCUGUUGGUCCACCACGUGCUCGAAACUCUGAACCUCUAAGACAGCACCUCCCAUCACAUGCUUCAUCCAGUUUCUCAGAGCGCUCUGGAAGGCAGGAUAAGUUUGUGGAUAAUCGCGUGCGCGAAGAGAAUCGUGUUCGUGAGAACCUGCGAAAUGCUUCCCGAGGAUCUCCACAAGCCAAAGCUUAUGGUAGUGAGAGAGCUCGGAGUCGUUCCACACAUUCGAAAUCUCCAGGGCGGCCACGUUAUAGUGGAUGGGAUAAACCGUAUGAUAGGCAAAAACCUGAGGUGAGUGGUUAUAGGUCUGAAAGAUGGGAUCAAGAGAGAAUGGGCGGCUCCAGCGACAUUCAGGUGAGUCAUCAGUUUGAACGCCCUGCUUUCCCACAGACUUUAGAAGAACUAGAACUGGAAUAUACGAGGGAGGCAAUGGAGCUUGAAAAGAAGCGCGACAAGGAAGAAGAUGCGGAGAAUAACAAGCAUAGAGAGACGAUACGGGAACUGAGAGAGGGUUACGUGAAGAAACUGGGUGGGCUAAGGGGUAUGAACGCUAAACAAUGGGAAGAGUUCCUUGAAGUCGAUGCUCAGAGACGCCAGCAGCAAGCACGGCAGCAAAUCUCUGGUCUGGGUUAUGGUAGUAACUAUAGACAGUUUCCUUAUGAUGAUGGUUACUCUGCGAAUCCUCCUCCCUAUGGUGGAAACAAUGUGCCAAUGGAAUCUGAAGGCAGAUAUCCAAACCAUGUAAAAAACUAUCCCUCAAGGCAUCAAGACAACAGUUACGGUACUGGCUUCCAACGCCAGAGACGCGAGGACUAUGGGAAAGCCUACAAUCGUUAUUAGACCACUGUUGUCAGAUCUUGUUUGGGUCUGAUGGAUCUGGGUAACGACGAACAAGUCAAAUAUCACCUCCACAUCUGAUCUUUGGCUGUACAAUCCGCAACCAAGGUUCAAUGUUCCUUACUGCUGGGCAAUGUUGAAUACUGCUAGCUCUUCCUUUUGGGUUUGUCUUUUUACAUUCUAAAGAUAUUUUGCCUAAGAGUAGUGGUAAAAAACCAUUUCAUUGUACUCAUAUUUCAGCCUUUAAACAGAUUACUUUAUUUAAGAUCUGUUUCAACUGGGCAUCUCUUUUGGUUUUGUCAAAAUGGUUUCUGUCUGGAUAUGGUAUCCAGAGUUCUUAGCUUUCCCAGAGCUCACAUCAGAGUAGCACUAAAGUGAUGACAAUAAAGCCUCGUGAAUCUAAAAGGGUCUCAUUCAUACAAGAUUCGUGUCUUUUGACGCAUCCUCUGAGCUAAUAGCCUAAUAAUAAACAAAACCCUGAUGAAAUUGGAGAGUGAGUGUGGUUUGACCCUCUGUUGAGGUCGGACCAGCCACUUGGAACCUGACCAGCAAGACGUGUCAUCAGAUUCCAGAGACCUCAAUGAUAUCACAUCUCUGUUUUUCUUUUCGUUAUCUUCUUCAACUUCACUCUUUUGUUUUAAACUUUCAAAUCUUCGGUCUUUUCUUUUCAUGUGUAUCAGACUGUUUUUUUUUUUU